Corythoichthys intestinalis (scribbled pipefish) is the source of this 2162-nucleotide messenger RNA. RefSeq names its product transcriptional activator Myb-like. The coding region runs from base 207 to 1304 and encodes 365 amino acids. Gene Ontology annotation, biological process: positive regulation of transcription by RNA polymerase II; mitotic cell cycle. The transcript is spliced from 10 exons. Lineage: Eukaryota; Metazoa; Chordata; Actinopteri; Syngnathiformes; Syngnathidae. The record is from RefSeq and is a predicted model, not a curated record.
GCUCUUUGAUGGGGUCCCGCAGCCGUUGGUAGUUCGCUGGACGUCAGUUACAAUUUGGAGUUGGGUCUUCAAUCGUUAGCAUAUUUGAAGUUAUCUUACCUUAGCUUAGCCUAGCCACCUCUAGCCGCACGACCUCUUGAACUUUCUGUCAGGUGUCUGGGAGCGUCCCGCCCACCCUGCCUGCCCACUCGCCAACCAGCCACACGAUGAGCGGUCGAAGCCACAGAGCCGGGGCCAAGCGAUGCUGUUGCUGCUCGCCGCAGGCCAAAGACGAUGGUCGCCGAUGUUCCCGUUCGGCUCCGGCCGACAAGCCGGACUGGCUCAAAGAGGAGGGCGAAGGCUCGGUGUCGGCAUGGGCGCAGGACAAGUGCGUGGAGCAGGUGAAAGGCCCCUGGACGCUGGAGGAAGACGAGCGGGUGAUGGAAUUGGUGCGCAAGUUCGGCAAGAAGCACUGGUCGCUGAUUGCCAAGCACAUGCGCAGCCGCAACGGGAAGCAGUGCCGUGAGCGCUGGCUCAAUCACCUUAACCCCAAGGUCAUAAAGAGCCGCUGGACGCCCGAGGAAGACCACAUCAUCUGCCAGGCACAAAGGCUGCUGGGCAACCGUUGGGCCAACAUUUCUAAGCUCCUGCCGGGCAGGCCAGACAAUGCCAUCAAAAACCGCUGGAACUCCACCUUGAAGAGGAAGGUGCAGAAGGAGGGCCUUCGCCCUGUCCUGCGGCGACACCCCGACUCGGCCGCGCACCGCACCAGCUCUUCGUCCUCCAGCUCGUCCGACGACGCCUCUUCCACCUCUACUUCCUCCUCCUCCUCAUCAUCUUCCUCCCAUGAACAGCCGCCGUUCAAGGCGGAGGCAGGCAGCAAGGAUCACCUGAUGAGCAGCGAGAUUCUCAACAUGCUUACUGAAUGGAGCCCCCCACGAGGAGGUGACAACAAAGACCGAGACGCGAUCUUGUCUCACUCGGAGGAUCACCUGAUGAGCGGCGAGAUUCUCAACAUGCUGACAGACUGGAGCCCCGCCCACAGCGUGGAGCACGGAGGCGCCAUCGCCACUUCAUCUCGCCCGGAGCUGUCAGAGGAUGCCAGGAUGACAGCGAUUUCCCACGAGAGUGACGGGCUCCUGCAGCCGGCGGGUGGCGCUCGCCAAGGAGACGUUGGCCAAGGCGAGCUCUUCUGCUUCCCGCUGCUGGGGCAGGAAGUGUGGUGGUGCUUGCAGCCCGCCGAAGUGGCCGACGUGGCCGAAACGAUCAGGAUCAAAAGCGAGCCCUUUGAGAGAGACGUCACGACGGACGGAGGCUGCGAAUAGUCAUGAAGCGUCAUCGCGAGGGUCACGCCUGCUUUUUGACAACUCUUUUGACUGUAAUUUUGCUCAAGUGAAUGAAUUUGGAAGUAAGCCAUGUGUGUAAGUAUCGUACAAUUGUUGCUUUUUUUUUUGUUUGUUUUUAAAAGGACUGGACGGGUUGUUCAUUGCAGCUUUUUAUUGAUUUCUUGAGCAGGAACAUCUCUUUAAUAGACUCCUUUUAACUUGGAACAACAAAAAUGGAAGCUUUUAAAUAAAGCUGAGUAUCUUUUUAUUUUGAUUGAUUGAUGGAGAAUCUCCACUUUUAUAUAUCUCAACAAGAACUGUACACAGAUUUCACUUCAUUGAACUAAAACUAAAUGACAUAUUUAAGGCUUAGUAAUUGUUUAGGUUCCCCCCUUGUCUUAUUUGGUGAUGAUUUAUGAUAUUUGACUGCAUUAAGUGACAUAUUUCAGGCUUAGUAAUUGUUUAAGUUUCCCGUUGUCUUAUUUGGUGAUGAUUUAUGACAUUUGACUUCACUGUCAUAUAUUAAUUGUUUAGGUUCCCACUUAUUUCAUGAUGAUUUGUGAUAUAUUUGACUUCAGUGAUUGACAUAUUUGAGGCUUAGUAAUUAUUUAGGUUCCCACUUGUCUUAUUUCUUGAUGAUUUAUGAUAUAGUUGACUUCAGUGAUUGAAAUGUUUAAGGCUUACUAAUUGUUUAGGUUCCCACUUGUCUUAUUUCUUGAUGAUUUAUGAUAUUGGACUUUAAAGUGCACUUCAAGAUUUGAUUUGAAAAAUUCAAAACUUCAUUUGUAUCAAAUGUUUCCUAAUAAAAAAAGUGCCCCAAAAAUAAUGUUGGAGUGGAUUUCCCGUCAUGAUCCGAGA